Iphiclides podalirius (scarce swallowtail) is the source of this 207-nucleotide messenger RNA. The record is from the annotation of a GenBank genome assembly. NCBI's taxonomy places the organism in Eukaryota, Metazoa, Arthropoda, Insecta, Lepidoptera, Papilionidae.
AUGCUCCUAAGCGACGGGGAAAAGUCGAGAGAGGACAGUCACGCUUAUCAACAAGUGCAUAAUCGCUACGCGGAGGCUGCUGAGUACAAGGGUCUCCACUCGGGGCGUAGGACCCGCAGGCAGUAUACAGCUUUCGCCUGUGACCGGCCCCGUCUGGGUCAAAGCUCGCCCCAGGCGUUCUCCAGCCGGACAGAGCUUUGUGCGACG